Messenger RNA from Entamoeba nuttalli P19, 1053 nucleotides. RefSeq lists its product as hypothetical. The record is from RefSeq and is a predicted model, not a curated record. Lineage: Eukaryota; Evosea; Mastigamoebida; Endamoebidae. The transcript has a single exon. Bases 1 to 1053 code for a protein of 350 amino acids.
AUGUACUCACAACACUCAUCAUUUAGGUCUUCAUCACCUGAAAACCAUGAGCCAUCUACCACAAACACAUACGAUUUAUCAUUUCAUCCUGUUCAUUUACAAAAUUCAUUUAUUUCUCAACAGCGAUAUUCUCAAAGAAUGGGAUCUUUAUAUAAACGAAACCAUCCAUCAACUCCAUUAUUUUAUAAAUUGUCAAAGUCUGUACCUUCUCAAGAUAUUAUAAGUCAUAAUGGGGUUUGUGUUGGUAAUGAUAAUGAACUACCAAUUGUUGCUAUAUUUCCUUGUGAUUCAGCAUCAUUUAUAACUGCAUUCCCUGAUGCUCAAGAAGUUCAUCCAAAUGGUCCAGUUAGAGGAAUACCAAUUCGUUGUGGAAGUAUAUGGAAAAAGGUAGAGAGAUUAGAUGAGUUAAUGGAGCUUUCUAAGCCAAGAGAUAUUAAUGAUGCUGAUUGGUGUAGAUAUGUUCAUUUGUUUUGUAUUUAUUGUGGAAAAAGAUAUACCUCAUUGUGGAGUCUUGAAAAUGACUGUGGUGGUCAUGACCAUUCAAAAGAAGAUGGAAGAUGGAAAGAAAUUGAUAUUAGUAAUAUUGAGAGAGCAAAAAAGGGAUUUGAUCAAAUGAAAUGUGUUGAUGAAAUAAUGAAUUCAGUAACAGAAGACAAUACAUUUGAAAUAAAUGAAAAAAUAACAAAAGAACCAAAUAAAGAAGGAGUUGUUGAUUUCAACCAAUUUUUAAAUAAUAAUCCUGAUGUACUAACAAAAACAUUUGAAUGUAAAUUGUGUCAUCAACAAUUUACUGGACAAGACCGAUUAAAUCAUUUUAUGAAAGACCAUCAUGAAAUUUAUGAUGAUAUUGUUGGUGUAUUUUGGAAAAGAAAUUUAAAUGAAAAAGAGGAUUGGCAUUCAUCUUUUUAUCAAGACCGUCGGGAGAGAAGACGUAGUCCAAGAAGAGGAUUUGAAAAUAGAAUAGAAAGAAGAUGUGAAGGAAAUGAGGGGUUGUUAGAUGAUAUUAAAGCACCUCCAGCAUCUUAUUUAAGUUUUUUAGAAAAAUUGAAUUGA